This is a messenger RNA of Ornithorhynchus anatinus (platypus), 2441 nucleotides long. RefSeq names its product lysine methyltransferase 5A (gene KMT5A). The transcript is spliced from 7 exons. The coding region runs from base 125 to 1012 and encodes 295 amino acids. The record is from RefSeq and is a predicted model, not a curated record. NCBI's taxonomy places the organism in Eukaryota, Metazoa, Chordata, Mammalia, Monotremata, Ornithorhynchidae. Gene Ontology annotation, molecular function: protein binding; histone H4K20 methyltransferase activity.
CUCCUCCUCGUCCUCCGGGCCCGGGCCGGAGCCGGAGCGUCCACCGGCCGACAGGACGGGCCCGGCGCGGCCCAGGAACAACGGGGAAAAUGUGUUUUCUGGCCAGUCAAAAAUCUAUUCCUAUAUGAGUUCCAGCAAGUCGCCUGGAGCUCGUCCACCACUUCAAGAGGAAAACUCAGUCACACAUCAUGAAAUCAAAUGCCCGGGGAAGGCAUCAAAUGAAAUGUUUAAAAAAGAAGAAGAGAAAAGAAAUCUCAGUAGUACCUUAGAGGGACCUGUGAAAUUAGAAGAACAGAAAGAAAAAGAAACGAAAGGUGCUUCUCAAGAGUCGUUACAUAAUCAAAAACUAGAAACUGCAGAGACGCUGAAAAAUAUGGUGCCGCCCUCCGGAUCUGUUGUUGUAGUCAAUGCCAAGCAAGCUCUGAAAAAGCCAGUCAAAGCUAAUCAGGCAUCAAGGAGAAAAGUGCAAGGGAAAACGCAACAGAACCGCAAAGUUACAGAUUAUUAUCCUGUUAGAAGAAGCUCCAGGAAAAGUAAAGCAGAGUUGCAGUCUGAAGAAAAGAAGAAAAUAGAUGAAUUGAUUGAAAGUGGAAAGGAAGAAGGAAUGAAGAUUGAUUUCAUUGAUGGCAAAGGCAGGGGGGUAAUCGCCACAAAACAAUUCGCUCGAGGAGAAUUUGUGGUGGAAUAUCACGGGGAUCUCAUAGAGAUCACUGACGCCAAGAAACGAGAGGCUCUGUACGCUCAAGACCCAUCCACAGGCUGCUAUAUGUACUAUUUCCAGUACCUGAGCAAAACCUUUUGCGUGGAUGCCACCAGAGAGACAAAUCGCCUAGGAAGACUAAUCAAUCACAGCAAAUGCGGCAAUUGCCAAACCAAACUUCAUGACAUAGACGGUGUACCUCAUCUCAUACUAAUUGCCUCGAGAGACAUUAAAGCUGGCGAAGAACUGCUGUAUGAUUACGGUGACCGGAGCAGAGCUUCCAUUGAAGCUUAUCCGUGGCUGAAACACUAAUUUAUGCUUCCGGACUAAGCACCCUCAAAGGGGACAGAAUGGCGGAUUUCUUUUUUACACCUAGCCUUAGUGAAUUGCUUCUGAAGUUUUUAAAGUACAUUCAAAAUGCCUUUUCACUCUAUUUAAAUAUCUGUUGCAGGUCUCCUGGAAGGCUUGAAACAGAUGGUCUUAGAUUACCUAAAAUUUUAUAUUUUUGGUUGUUUUGUACAUUUUGCUUACGGAUGAGUCUGGGCUUCCCACACGUGCACGCAAGGACUCGGGGCAGGCUUUAAACCAGGAAAUAGAUAUGCAAUUGGACUGCCUCCAUUCAUGUAGCAAUGGAUUUUUCCAACCCACCUUAGGGAAUGGGAAGUCACUGGGAGUAUGAGGAGGAAACUGCCUCUUCGGAUGAGACCCUCCCAACCUCUCCUGCCCCCCGACUUCCUGCAUCGGUAGCAACUUGCCGGGUUGAAAAAUUUCUCAUCGGGUCAGUGAUCCCCUUUGAUUUUUUUGAAAGCUUAAUCGUCCCGCGUCACGGGGAAGAUUUACUGUGCUCUUCUCUCAUCGUGUUCAAUGCUAGGUUUUGGCUGCCAGGCACCAAGACCACCAGCUGGAAGAUUUUGAUGUCAAAAUUGCACCUCCCGCCUUUCCCUGGGAGCGGGACUUCUUCCACCUGGGACGAUUCUUCUAGAAAUGUGAACCCUGAAUUUAUAAAGCUUCUAUGUCUGAAUCAAUAAGUGAAUGAAAUUACUGUGUUUUUGUAGAUGAGAUGGUACUCUAUUCUUAUGCAGCAGCCGAAAUAAAAGCUUUCCAGCAGGACCAGAAAUCACUCGCCCUAACUGAUUCGGCCAGUUUGGGAACAUCCGCGUUCACUACAGCUGGAUCUUGUGGCAAACCUAGGAAGGUACCUGUUGUUGAUUCUGAAGAUGCAGGCUUCAACAGCACAUCCACCACCAAGGGUGACCGGUGAUUCAGGGACUUGGACUCUCAUUGGAGUACGGGUGCAUCCUGUGUUUUUAAGGCACUUGGCAGGGGCUGUAGGCAUUAAGACUUUCUGGAUGGCUACAGAUCUUCAAGCUGGCCGGGGUCUGGCUUCUUUCUUCCACCUCUGAGCCUAGUGUGAGGGGAGAUUCUCAGCACAAAGGAAUUAUCUUAAGAGUCCAGGACCAGUGGGCUAUCAGUGAAAGUUGGUCCUGCAAGGAAAAUCCAACUGAAAAGCGGAGGUGGCUCUGAACUCGUCCUUUUGCUUCCUCUCUGUUCUGAUCGGGCUACCUCAGGAAACCUUUUCUGCAGCCUGCCUAAUUCUCACCUAAAUGGCCAAUCAGAUGGGAAUGUGGAGAUGUGAGCUAUGUCUGGGCAAUACUUGUUUGUGGUUUAGCCUUAUAUUUUAAAAACAAACUUGAAAAAUAUUUGUGAGUGUAAAAAAAAAUAAAUAUUUAUUGCUGAGUUA